This is a messenger RNA of Aspergillus aculeatinus CBS 121060, 1910 nucleotides long. Its product is annotated as PMM-domain-containing protein. Gene Ontology annotation, biological process: GDP-mannose biosynthetic process; protein N-linked glycosylation; mannose metabolic process. NCBI's taxonomy places the organism in Eukaryota, Fungi, Ascomycota, Eurotiomycetes, Eurotiales, Aspergillaceae. Bases 112 to 1719 code for a protein of 535 amino acids. Gene Ontology annotation, molecular function: phosphomannomutase activity. The record is from RefSeq and is a predicted model, not a curated record. Gene Ontology annotation, cellular component: cytosol. The transcript has 9 exons.
CAGCAACCACUUUUGCCUCAAGUCCACUAACAUAGCUCUUAGCGCGGAACAAGUUGAUGACCUUCAUUUACUAAAUUGAAUCUCUCUUGAGCAAGCUGAUUGUAGUAAAUCAUGGCGAGACAGAGAGACCUUUAUAAGGUUCUUGGGGUAUCUCCUAAAGCAACCCAGCAAGAAAUUCGCAAUGCAUACAAAAGAGAGUCACUGAAGUCGCACCCCGACCGAGUGCCUGCCGAUUCGCCUGAGAGGCCAGCUCGGACUCGUAGGUUCCAAGAAAUCAACGAUGCUUAUUAUACGUUAUCGGACAUAUCACGCCGGCGCGAUUACGAUGCGACACGAUUGGCAGAUGGGGUGGAUGAAGAAUAUGAUAUACCUCAAGGAGGUGCCGGUGGUUUCCCAUGGUCCGCUUUCGGCUUCGGUUCCGCUACUGAUAGAGAGCAACGGGCAUCGGAGCAAUUUGGGUCUGUCUUUGAGGAGAUGCUACGCGAAGAGGGUCUUGCGAGUGAAGACACCGAUGCUGAUGGCCGCACGCAAACCCGUCCUACGUCACGCUUCUGGUCCAUUGUUGGCGGUAUUAGUGGCGGCGCACUGGGGUUCAUCAUUGGUAAUGCUCCCGGGGCGUUGGCUGGAGCUGUCGCGGGUAAUCGACUGGGAGCGGUACGUGACGCAAAGGGAAAGAGUGUCUACGAGGUCUUUCUGGAGCUGCCUCAAACCGACCGUGCUCGGCUGUUGACCUUGAUGCCUGAGCUAGUCCCCGCUAUCACCUCCCCACUUCACCGCAUGCGUCCUUCCCCCCCUGAAUUCGACCAUUUUCGCCGUCUUGUCGCUCUCGAGUGGCUAUUGAAAGUCUCCCUUUCUUCUCCUCGCUUUUCACACAAAGUUCACAAACAAGAUCUCUUAAUUGUGUUUGGCAUCAUGGCUGAAGGCGCAAGCGUGUAUCCAUCUUUGCCGAAUCGGCCUUUACAGGGGACCAUUUGUCUUUUCGAUGUCGACAACACACUGUCACUCCCGAGAAGGGGUGCCACUCCAGAAAUGCUGGAACUCCUCUCUCGACUUCGCCACAAGUGUGCUAUCGGAUAUGUUGGUGGAUCGGAUUUCGCCAAGCAGCAAGAACAGCUUGGCUCAGCUACAACAAACGUCACAUCCCUCUUUGACUUUUGCUUCCCUGAGAACGGUUUGACUGCUUUUCGUCUGGGACAGCCGCUCGCUGGAACCAGCUUCAUUGAGUGGAUUGGAGAGGAAAGAUACCAGGAGCUGGUCAACUUCUGCCUUAAAUACAUCGCGGAUUUGAAGAUUCCUAAGAAGCGUGGUACCUUCAUCGAGUUUCGCAACGGAAUGAUUAAUGUCAGCCCCAUUGGCAGAAACGCUAGCUUCGACGAGAGAAAUGAGUUCCAAGCAUAUGAUGAUGUGCACCAUAUCCGUCGAGACUUGGUAGAAGCUCUCAAGAAGAAGUUCCCUGAUUGGGGUCUCACCUACUCUAUUGGCGGCCAGAUCUCGUUCGAUGUUUUCCCUACUGGCUGGGACAAAACCUACUGCCUGAAGCACGUCGCCGCUGAGAAGGAGAUAUCUGGCGUGGAUUACAAGACGAUUCACUUCUUUGGAGACAAAUGCUUCGAGGGAGGCAACGACUACGAGAUUUAUAGCGACUCUAGGACAAUCGGUCAUGCCGUUCAAAACCCCGAUGACACCAUGAAGUUAUUAAAAGAGCUUUUCGAGCUAUAGAUGGGCCGAAGAAGUGCUAUAGUCCGGCUUUCUCUCGGAAAGUGAUCCAUAUGGACUGGAGUGAAAGUGGGAUACCUAAGCUCGCGUUAGGUCCCGAGGAAAAUAUACUAAUUGGUUCAGAGGCAUAAGUGCAAAAGACGAUUUGUACUGUAGAUGGUUGCUAUAUGAAGUAUAAUUUAAACCAGUCACAC